Epinephelus fuscoguttatus (brown-marbled grouper) is the source of this 1284-nucleotide messenger RNA. It is a transcript of the gene rab5b, whose product is annotated as RAB5B, member RAS oncogene family. Lineage: Eukaryota; Metazoa; Chordata; Actinopteri; Perciformes; Serranidae. The coding region runs from base 268 to 918 and encodes 216 amino acids. The transcript is spliced from 6 exons. Gene Ontology annotation, molecular function: GTPase activity; GTP binding. The record is from RefSeq and is a predicted model, not a curated record.
UGCGCAUGCGCCAGCUGAACAGGAAGUGUUAACAUUUUUCUUUUACCAGCUGAUAUAGCCAAAUUGUCAACAGUCAAACCUGCGAUACCUGCGCCGCUGAAACGACACUAAACAAGGUAAAACAAGGAGCGAAGAGAGGUCAAGACACCAUCAGCGAGGCUCGACUUCACUCUGGAACGGAAGUGCAAGUGACUGACAUCCCAGAAGCACCCGUCUCCAGCCCAGGGAGGAGGCCCAGCCCACCUGCCGUCUCCUACGAGGGCCAGUAUGAGCUCCAGAGGGAGUGGAGGCCGCUCCAACGGCACACUACCGCAGACCAAGAUCUGCCAGUUCAAGCUGGUGCUGCUGGGAGACAUGGCUGUGGGCAAGUCCAGCCUGGUGCUGCGAUUCGUCAAGGGACAGUUCGAUGAGUUCCAGGAGACGACCAUAGGAGCUGCGUUCCUGGCUCAGUCGGUGUGUCUAGACGACACCACAGUGAAGUUUGAGAUCUGGGACACUGCAGGACAGGAGCGAUACCACAGCCUGGCUCCGAUGUACUACCGUGGUGCUCAGGCGGCCAUUGUUGUCUUUGACAUCACCAAGCCGGAGACCUUUGAGAGAGCCAAGGCCUGGGUGAAGGAGCUGCAGAGGCAGGCCAGUCCCAACAUUGUUAUUGCCCUGGCCGGGAACAAGGCUGACCUGGCAGAGAGGAGACUAGUAGAGUACGAGGAGGCCCAGACGUAUGCUGAAGACACUGGCCUGCUUUUUAUGGAGACCUCUGCUAAGACAGCCAUGAACGUCAAUGAGCUCUUCCUGGCCAUUGCAAAAAAGAUGCCAAAAACAGACACCCAAAACCCUACACAUGCAGCGCGACACCGGGGAGUCAACCUCCAGGACCCAGAUGCCCACUCCACCCGAGCCUGCUGCGGUGGGAACUAAACCUCCGCAAGUCCCACCAGUAUUCCACCAUCCACACCACCACAGCCCUUCAACCAUCCUGUCUCCUUCAACCAACUUACAGGGGUGGGCCUGAUGCGGGGAGACCCAGUGUCCACUCACCCUCUUACCCUCCACUCAUCCUCCUGUCAAAGCAGACAGAAAUUCAGAGACAGAAAUUCAAAGGAGAGAAUAAGAGGAAAGGAAGAGCGAGCACAGAUGGAGGAGACGUGUCACACCUGCGUCUCUUGACCAACAACUGAGAUUCUGCGUUUGGAAAGAACGAGGGAGGUAAACUGAGAUUGAGAGGAGGAAAAUAAAGAAUGUGGAAGACAGUGGCGAGCCUGUUGUAGUAUUUAGCACUAAUUG